This is a messenger RNA of Cottoperca gobio, 6523 nucleotides long. It is a transcript of the gene tmem121b, whose product is annotated as transmembrane protein 121B. Bases 1 to 1173 code for a protein of 390 amino acids. The record is from RefSeq and is a predicted model, not a curated record. The transcript has a single exon. Lineage: Eukaryota; Metazoa; Chordata; Actinopteri; Perciformes; Bovichtidae.
AUGAUCUCAGAAACUGGGAGCGACAACUCGAACGAACACAACCUCAGAUCCGAAGCGAGCUAUUUCCCAAACUCCCCCGUCUCCUCUUCUCCCGAAGCCGGGCAGCUAAGCAGGAGGCGGGACACCCAGACCACCAGCGGAAGCAUCAUCCCGGAGGAGAGCGGCAGCAUCCAGCCCCUGGUCUGCUCAGCCGCCGCCUGCAUCAUGACAUCUGGGGAGUUCAUGCAGACCGCUCCCCUGCUGGCGCACAAAUCCAAGAGGAGCCUGUUUUACAAGGCGCUCUGCUUCCUCCUGCUCGUCUUCCAGGGAGGCAUUCUAGACUUCUACCUCAUCAUCUUCACCGACCUGUACUGGUGCUCAUGGAUCGCCACGGAUCUGGUUGUGAUCUCGGGCUGGGGGAUUUUCUUCAUGAAGAACGCGCGGAGCAAGAGGGAGCGGGCCUGCGGCUUCCACCAGAAGAGCUCCAUCUUCGGCUGCAACCUCGGGGAGUUCACCUACGCCUACCUGGCCUGGCUCAUAUAUGUCAUCGCGUGCACUCCGAAGGUGGUGCUCAUCCUGGAGACGUCCAUUCUGGACCUGAUCGAGCUCAAGGUUCCGUGCGGUGUGACCGGCUUCAAGAUCAUCAUGUUGCUGUCCGCGCCGCUGCUCUUCUGCCUCAUCAACUCCAUCAUCGAGGAUUUAAACGGGGCGACGCGGCACCACUCCCAGAGCUGCUUCAUGAGCACCUGCCUGGACCUCCUGGACAGCUUCGCGCUGGUGGAGAUGCUGCUGAGGAACGAGAUCCCCACUGUGUACCUGAAGUACACCGUCAUCUCGGUGUAUUUCGUGGCCCUGGCCGUUCCGGUGAUCUGGCUUUACGAGCUGACGGCGUCGGAGCUCCGCUUCCGGUGGCUGUGGGCCCGCUUCUGCACGGGCCUGGUGGUCAACGCCCCCCUGCUUGUAGUCAGGUGUUUCCAGGUUUAUGUGUAUAGGAUGCCAGUGUCGGUGUUCAUGUUCAAAAACAUCUUCUUCUUAGUGUGUAAGUUCCUGGAGCUGGUGGAGCAGUGUGUGGCGUUGCGGGGGGUGCGGAGGCUGGCCGGCGGCAGCAACCCGGCCCAGUUCUCCCACUGCGUGUCCGAGAACGACAUGUGUCCGCACGGAUACGUCAACACCCUGGCCGUCACCCAGUCCUAAAGCUCGGGCCGUGGCCUGGAGCCGUCCGGCUGCUUGAGGGGAUGGCGGGAAAGUGGGUUGCGUUCAGGACACAGCUGGAAAUGGGAAAAUCCAGAUUAGGGCCGUUUUACUAAUGUAUAUUUUACUUCCAGAUAGUGGCUCUAAGUGAAGAAAAAUAGAAAGGCCAGCACAUCAAACCUACAUGAAAAGUAUUUAGGCAACAAUGUAUCAACAUACAAAACAUUGUAUGGAAAAGUUACUUUGUACAAUUAUAUUACAAAGUAAAUUAACAUUAAAUUGAAAAAAUAAAUUGAACUAUUUAUCCAGAUAGGCUAUACUUAAAGGGUCACUUUAUCGAAAUUACAAAAAUACAUAUUUGCUCAUUAAUCCCUAUUGGUGAGAGGUAAGGUGUAGAGGGGCCCCAGAUGCUUGGUAAUCCAACAUUGGACAAUGGUGGUGGGGAAAACAUAGCGUUAGUAUUACUCACAACAUUGGAAAAUGUGUCUUCCCACAAACAGUGUCGUUGUUGCUUUGGAGAAUCCACAGAACACACUGGAGGGGGUUUUCAUUGGAACUGUUUUAUAACAAAGAAAUAGUUCCUUUAAACUGUCUCUGUGUUCUUUGGAUUACCCACAGUAACACAAACAUCACUUGUGAAAAGAGAUGUUGCUUUAGAACUUAAAACUUCAAAAUGCAUCUACUCUUGUUUUGACUGUCAGCUCCGUUUUAAAUGUUGUGUACAGGAACUCUUUGCAAAUAUGUAUUUCUACGCCCUUAUCCUACACACAACAUCUUUAUACCUGGGCACAGAUUAUCAGCUAUUUUAAAGGGGACAUAUCAUGUUCGUAUUCAGGUUCAUACUUGUAUUUUGGGUCUCUACUAAAACAUGUUUAUAUUCUUUAAAGUUAAAAAAACAAACACUAUUUUUCUUAACAUAGCUGUAUUCACCCUGUGUCUGAAACGCUUCGCUUUAGCACCUUUCCCUUUAAGCCCCACUCCUGAAAAAGCCCAGUCAGCUCUGAUUGGCUUUCAAGAAAAAUUGCAAAAGUAGUUCUCAAGCGGUGGGUUGUUGGAUUCCCUGUUUUCUAAACUAGGCACCCCACCAAGCACUGACUGGUACCACAGUUUGUGGGUUGGUAGGCACUCCAGAUAACCAAAUGUACUUCCACAAGCCCUAAAAAAGUGAGUUUUUCAUGAUAUGUCCCCUUUAAAUGCAAGGCCCAAUGAACCUGCUAUAGAGCCGCGCAGUAAAAAUGCGACCUGGGCUUGUAUUGAGCAUGUAGUUGCAGCCCUGUAUUACAUUUUACAUCAAAUUACCACAAAGCAAUUGCGACAGAUACAAGCCGAGGCCUUCGGGCCGCUGAUAAUCCAGCCAUGACCAGCUGUGUUUAACCAACAACCACAUUGUGGUUAUGAUGGAUACAAAGUCCUGCAAUGCAAAGAAAAAAAAUCUAUAGAUUCAUUACUAUAGGCGAAAACCUUUUUUUAAAAUUAGGUUUACAGGGUAUGUUGCUACGUUGCAAUGUCGUCAGAUAACUGCAUCUCUAAAACCUUUGAUCUGACUAAUCCUUUUGAGAUUUCUACUUUAAAUUCUGACUUUUCGGGGCUGUUGACAUUUUUCACAACAGGAGAAUGGAUUUUCCAAUUUUUGGACAUGUCUGGAACGCAUCAUCUGUACCAGCCUUACAAUGCUACCUUUUCAAACCAGUCUACAGGUGCUACAGUCAAACCCAAUACCUACAAUAGCCUACAACAAACGGAGAACUAAACUUUAGUGCAUUGGACCGUGUGGCGUUAUGUGUGUUCCGUCUGUGAGUUUCACCGCUGCACUUGGAUGGAGUACAGAGAGACAGCGGCUGGACUUUGUGUCGUGUUGGAACGUAAAGUGCAAUUUAAAGAAUCCUCUGGUUUGAUUUGCCAGGGCUCGGCUCCUCCCGUGUACACCAGUGUUUCCUAUUGAUGACAGUGUUGUCUCUGCUGGUUCUUAAUGCUGUGUCCGGUACUAAGAGUAGAGUAGACACGCGUGUGAGUUAAUGCCAUGCAUAAAGAUCCAACAGUGCCACGACAAACAGGUUUUCUACAGCUCUUUUUCAAAUAGACCCCUGGCCAGCAGGAGUUUCUGUUGGCAUCACUGGCUGUGCUUCUGUUUUACUACUUCUCUCACUUCUGGGAGCACGAGUCCUAAAAGAUCACUGGCUUCUGUUCACUCGGAUAUGCGUCAUUUAAAGAGCCGCAGUUCUCCGGCUCAGGACCUAGGACUAGGACUAUUAAUUAAUUACUGGGCCUACAGUACUCCUUCUUUGCUUAAAGGUAAUACAGCUCAGCACUGAAUUUCAAUUUCAACACACCUUUGAGUUAUGUCUGAGACAAUAGAUAUAAGCGUUACUGUCUUAGUACUUAAUAUAGUGACAAGUACUGCCAACAGAGGCACCAGAUCAUCAGUGUUUAUUUGGAUCAUUUUGAAAGGCAAAGAGUUGGAGUUGUCAAGUGAGCAACUCAAAAGUUCUGUCCUCAUGACAGAGCUGCUAGGUUUGAGCUCUGUUGUAACUCUGUGCUUGGCUAACAAACAGUUCCCAGGUCCCUGUACUGGAUGCACAGAGAUAACACCAACAUGGAUCUUUUCCUCUUACUUUGAGUAAGACCAAGUAAAAAAGUUGGGACUGUUCCUUUAAAAUGUGUACGGAAGCCCUGAGAAAGCAAGAACAAUUCUGGUGAUCCAUUUUCAAAGCUCAUUUUCAAUUGUUCUCUCUCCCGUGUGUAUGACUUAAGAACAGAUCGAAACAAAAAAGUGUUUUUUGCCAAGAUUAUCUUUAUAAGUUUAUUACAUGUGUUGUCAUGUGUGAAACAGGUGGAGAGAAAAACGUUUUGCCAGGAUAAUAUUUUACUUUACUGUAACAUAAUGUUACAUAACUUGCUAACAAACAAUAUAUGUACCUUGGGUUUAGAGUGCAUGGAUAAAUUAAAACUCACCUGGAGAACAAACGCAUGAAUGAGAACAUGAGUUAGUGGUGAAAUUCAGCCUCUUGUGGCCAAAAUGAGUAUUACAACAACAAACACUUGAAAAUGAUCAUGACAAAAACAACACAGGUGAAAAAAAGUAACGAUAAAAGUAAAGAUAAAUAUAAGUUUUAAAAUGGAUUACCAGAUUUAAAAAAAAACUAAUUUACCUGCAAGGGCUUCCGUAAAUGACCAAUAGAAAUUAGACAAAUAAUAAGCCAACAGCUUGUGUUCAAAAUCCACCUUUUUCAGAAUGUAUGUGAAAGUUUCCAUCCUGAUGAGUUGAAUAUGAGACAAUAUGCAUCCAGAUGUUGCUGGGAACAACCAUGGUGAUUCUCUCUUGGUGAGUCAGUGCAUUAUUAUUAUUAUUAUUAUUAUUAUUAUUAUUAUUAUUAUUAUUAUUAUUAUUAUUAUUAUUAUUAUUAUUAUAUAUAACAAUACAUUUACUAGAUUGACAGUAUGUCAUGGCAUGAUCACUGUCCUCCAUGAUGAGCUCUUCCAUAAACUUGUAGUAAUGUUGUAUCUAACAAACAUGGCUGAUCAAAGUAUAUUAGAAAAGUAUAUAAAGAAGAUGUAUAUUGAAGACAUUGUGCAAUAUGGGUCAGAGAGGUCUGAGCUGAUUUUAGUGCCUAUUAUUUUGGAGCUGAAUGAGCUCAUAGUUUGUGCUGUAGGAAUGAGGCCGACAUUUUUGCGCUUGUCCCUCAUCUUGAAGUCAAUGGGUUUUUUUUAAUAGAUUUUUUUAGUUAGAUUCCUGAAAUAAGGUCUGUGGUUCAGACAAGUUUAUGGGAAUUUUGAAGCUUUGCUAACAAGCGACUAAAUGAGACUACUAGAGGUUGUCGGGGACGUUAAACAUUAUCAUGCCGAACAUGGGGAAACCUCUGGUGAUUACGCGUGCGCUUCAUAAAUCAUAAAAGUGGUUGUUAUUUGUGAAGAUUAUUUUGCCGAACAAAACAUUUCCCCAUUGACUUUAAGUCGACGGAACCAGCGCGAUGCUAACUUUCGGGUCGGCCUACAAAUAUACGUCAUCCCUGCUGCACUCUAUUGAGGUGAACUUAAUCACAGUGAGGGUAUUUGUGCAAUUUCCCAGCUUUGUUUGCCUCCCUGUGAGUGGUCAGUGUGUGCAGGUCAGAGGUUGUGCCUUGUGAGCAGUGUAGGAGGACUGCUGAGGGGUCAAGACUGAUGAGGAGGAAUGUCCAGAGUUUUAUCCCCCUUUACUACUAAUCACAAAUACUGUAUCUCAUGGCUGAUAGUUUCAAAAUGUACUGUAAUGCUGUACAUGUUUGGCCAACUUCCAAGAAAGCCAGUCGUUUCUCAUCAUUUCGAUACAACAUUGACACUGAACUUCUUGACACCUGCUAAACCAUCCCAGCGAACAUCGUUGUGUGUGUCAAAGUGUAGUAAUGCACCUUUAAGAGCGGAUUGAUUUGACGGCGUACACCAUAUGGCCAAUAGCAUGUGCACCGUCCACAUACUUUAUACAGCACUUAUAGUCUUGGCUCCCUCAGUUCAACGUUCACGUGACGUGAGAGUUGAAGGAUGGCGAUGAUGAUAUGUGAAGGAAGUUUCAGGUCUCUGCAGGUGAUUUUCAAGCUUGUUUCAAAAUGAACUGAUUACCAGUGGCUGCCUGGACAGAAGCAAUCUCAAAACAUGCAGUUUGCUUAAAGAAAUGGCCAGAAUUGAUGUAAAGUACACGUGAUAUGUAGGUAAAAACGGUCAAAAAAUGCAAAAGUUAAGUGUUACUUGCCGUACAAACCGCUCAUUAACAAAUAGUGUUACUGUUAUUUGACUCUCAGCAGUAAUGUACUGUUAGUCAACCGCUUCAGUGGUUCUCCUGUUUUCUGUUUGUUUAUUGCUUAUCAUAUAUUGCCAAAGUAUUUAAAAAAAGAAGUUAUAUUUUAUACUAUUUUGUAUUAUUUCCUUGUGCCAGUAAUCUGCUAAACAUUUGCAUAAUGUAUUCUACAAUGUUAUAAAUGCUCUCUAACAAUCUUCAUUGGAUUUGCACAUGAAGCUUUUCACUCACUUUAAACACAAGCAGGACCGGAACUCUAAACUGAAGUAUAACGGGCCUUUAAACCUGCAUGGACGAGCACAGUGCGUAACCACACUGAAACUACCAAAGGCUUUCAUAGACGUGGAUGUUCAAAAGGAGCGACAAAGAUUCAAAUGUCUUCUCUCCUGUCUUACAUUAUAUGGGCUUUCUUCUUCGUUUGUUUACAGGGAAAGAACAUUGCUGUUGUUUUACAGAUAGGAUUCUACAUGUACUGUAAAGUUGUGUGGUGUAUAUCUGUACUGAUAAAAUCCAAUCUAUGUACCGUAGAUGUAAGACAGAGUAUUAUGUGGUUGAAACCUGAAAUAAAUCUGAGGAAAGUGUACA